Molecule: messenger RNA, 762 nt
Organism: Necator americanus (New World hookworm)
Lineage: Eukaryota; Metazoa; Nematoda; Chromadorea; Rhabditida; Ancylostomatidae
Exons: 1
Coding region: 1-762 (253 amino acids)
Source: RefSeq, a predicted model, not a curated record
AUGCUCGCGUCGGAGUCUCGAGGUGAUCUUCAAAAACAAGUACAGUCUUGGAAGGAUCGGCUGCAGAAAUAUGAAUUGCGCCUCAACACGUCAAAAACUGAGUACAUGGAGUGCGGAUCAAGGAUAGAGGAUGGUUCAAUUCGUGUCGAUGGCACCGAAUUAAACAAGGUGAACUGUUUCAAAUACCUUGGAUCCAAAGUGACUUCCACAGGCGACAUUGAUCAAAAAAGUCGAGCACGUGUUAAUGCGGCAUGGAUGAAAUGGAAAAUGGCAACAGGCGUACUGUGCGACAGGAAAGUCCCUUUUCGAAUGAAGUCGAAGAUCUACAGGACGGUUGUGCGUCCUGUUGCCCUUUACGGAUGCGAGUGCUGGCCGACGAUGAAAGCCUUGGAAAGAGUGUUACACGCUAUGGAGAUGCGGAUGUUAAGAUGGACAAUAGGUGUAACGCUAAAAGAGAAAAUAUCCAACGACACUGUCCGCUCCAUCUUCGGCGUCGUCCCGAUAACUGAGAAGAUGAAGGAGGCCCGACUGAGAUGGUUCGGUCACGUCUUGCGGGGAGAGGAAGAUUCUGUGGCCAAAACCGCACUGAAGCUCGACGUUUCAGGAAUGAGGCCGCGUGAGAGGCCAAAGAUUCGCUGGUUAGACCGUGUGAAACUGAAUAUGAUAGAUGCGCGUUUAUGUACGGCUGAUGCAAUGGAUAGAACCAAAUGGAAGACAAGAAGCAGAAAGGCGGAUCCUGCAACAACGCGGGACAAACGCUAG